AAAGAGGUGGGGUUUCAAGUGUCUCUGGAAGUAUGAAACUGUCCUUAACCAAUGAUACUUGCAGUGUCUCAAGCUUUGAAAAUUGGUGACAACAAUGUCAUAGAAUCCAAAGCCGACCUGGGCAGGAACAUGAUUCUGACCUCUGGUUGUAUCAUCGGAGCCUGUUGCCAGGUCAACACCUGUGAGGUCAUACCUGAAAACACUGUCAUCUUCGGCUCGGGGUGUCAGAGACGUGUGCAGACAGAGCGACCACAGCCCCAGACUCUGCAGCUUGACUUCCUGAUGAAGAUCCUCCCCAACUACCACCACCUGAAGAAGACUGUCAAAACCUCCUCCGCUGCCACGCCGGCUAAAAACUAACCUCCUCCGCUGCCACGCCGGCUAAAAACUAACCUCCUCCGCUGCCACGCCGGCUAAAAACUAACCUCCUCCGCUGCCACGCUGUCCAAAAACGAACCUCCAGCUCGCUGCCCCGGCCAUAAAUGUACCUCCUCUGGCAGACCGUGAAUGAAGGAAACUCUUACCACUCAAAAUGUACUGCUACUACUUGAAACAGGGCUUUAACAAGAAACGGAAGAAUGUCACUUAACUGUUCUCCUUGUCUCACCACACCAAGGUCAGUCCUGGAUUUAAAAGCUUGCUCAAUUGAGAAUCUCCAUUGAAAGAGCUUUUUAGUCCAGGGUUAGGUUUGAUCUGUGACAGGGAAACUGCCCCUAAAUGUAUGAGAACUUCGUAGCGUAAAUGCUAUAUGUUUCUUGUCUGACUGUUUACCACCAUAAUGUAAAUGCUUUAUAUCCAAUUGUAAUUAAAAAUGACUUAUUUAAAAAGUU
Molecule: messenger RNA, 830 nt
Organism: Coregonus clupeaformis (lake whitefish)
Lineage: Eukaryota; Metazoa; Chordata; Actinopteri; Salmoniformes; Salmonidae
Product: dynactin subunit 6-like
Exons: 3
Coding region: 52-360 (102 amino acids)
Biological process (GO): mitotic spindle organization
Cellular component (GO): dynactin complex
Molecular function (GO): dynein complex binding
Source: RefSeq, a predicted model, not a curated record